AUGAGUCGCAACCAGACUCUUUCGACGGCGGCCAUCGAGCAAUCGAUUGACGAAGGUCACAUCAUCGUCGUCCACGAAGGAUACGUCCUCAAGCUGGAUGGAUGGCUCGACAAACAUCCUGGCGGUCGGCUCGCUAUCCUCCAUAUGGUCGGCAGAGAUGCGACCGACGAGAUCAACGUAGCAUACCGGAUCGGCCGGAUAGCCCAGCCCUGGAGAAACCUGGAGCCGCCCAUCCGCCGCGCCGCCAUCCGUCAGCACGACGACAUUCCCUACGAUGAGAAGACACAAGGAGACGUGGUCCUCGAUGAGACAGAGGCCAUCUUGGCACAGAACAAGGCAAAUGCUCUGAGGGCAGAGCACUCGUCCCGCAUGGCCUUCACCUCGGCCAUGGAACAGAAAGAGAUUACUGAGGGGCUUGCCAGCAUGCCCUCAGUCGAUGAACAUACACAACUGGCUAUCGCUAUGGACUUCCGUGCUCUGCACGAACGUGUCAAGAACGAAGGCUUCUACAACUGCCCAUACACCGAAUAUGGCAAGGAGUUGAUUCGCUACUCGGUGCUCUUCGGCACUUUCAUCUACUUCCUCCGUGCCGAGUGGUAUCUCACAUCCGCCUGCUUCCUGGGCAUGUUCUGGCAACAAAUCAUGUUUACUGCUCACGAUGCUGGCCAUCGUGGCAUCACUGGCAACUUUAUUACUGAUACUUUAAUUGGUGCUUUCAUUGCCGACUUCUGCUGUGGCCUUAGUAUUGGGUGGUGGAAGAGCUCGCACAACGUCCACCAUCUCAUCACAAACAUGCCAGAACAUGAUCCUGAUCUUCAGAAUGUCCCUUUGUUCGCCACAUCGCCCACCUACUUCCGCUCUAUUCUGAGCACCUUCUACAACUUCACCUUUGUCUGGGACGCUGCCGCCGAUUUCCUUGUGCCAUACCAGAAGUACACCUACUAUCCUGUUAUGGCGAUUGCGCGAUUCAACUUGUAUCUGCUAUCCUGGCUGCACCUCAUGUCACCUCGUGCCGCCAACCUAGGUUCCGCUUGGUGGACUCGACCUGUCGAAAUCCUCUUCAUGGCUGGCUACUGGACUGUCUUUGGCUAUGGACUUCUCUGGUGCACACUCCCUACCUGGCCUAUCAGAGUUGCAUUCGUGCUUAUUUCUCAUUGUAUCACCAUGCUUUUGCACGUCCAAAUCACCCUGAGCCAUUGGGGUAUGCCAACAGCAGAUCUCGGGCCUACCGAGAGCUUCCCGCAGCGACAACUACGCACCACUAUGGAUAUCGACUGCCCCGCCUGGCUAGAUUUCUUGCAUGGCGGCUUGCAAUUCCAAGCUAUCCAUCACCUCUUCCCUCGUGUGCCUCGUCACAAUCUGCGAAGAUUGCAAGUUUUGGUUCGCGAGUUUUGCGACAAGACUACCAUCAAGUAUGAGUGCUAUGGUUUUGUCGAGGGCAACCAGGUUGUCUUGAGCAGGCUCGAGGAAGUAGGAAAGAUGGUUGAAACGUUAGUCAAGUGCCAGAAGUUCAUGGCUGAGACUGGAGAAAGCGGACUUCAUUAG
Molecule: messenger RNA, 1545 nt
Organism: Aureobasidium musti
Lineage: Eukaryota; Fungi; Ascomycota; Dothideomycetes; Dothideales; Saccotheciaceae
Source: the annotation of a GenBank genome assembly